Messenger RNA from Drechmeria coniospora, 972 nucleotides. RefSeq lists its product as uncharacterized. Lineage: Eukaryota; Fungi; Ascomycota; Sordariomycetes; Hypocreales; Ophiocordycipitaceae. Bases 1 to 972 code for a protein of 323 amino acids. The record is from RefSeq and is a predicted model, not a curated record. The transcript has 5 exons.
AUGACACAGGACCGUCUACGACAGUGGAAAUUUCACCAGAGGACGGUCAGCCUCGAGGGCAAAUAUUCAGGGAGAACAGUCAAGAGGCUCAACAGUCUGGCCUGGAACAACCCGGUUGAAAUCAUGGAGCAUGAAACGGAACACUUUGCCAUCACAGUUGAUGCUGACCCUAGUCUGCCGUCGUUGCCGCCGGAGCUUGUUUCAAUCAUCUGGGGAUUCUGUCAGCUGCGCCCUCCUCGGCACUAUACCGCCGUCUUGGACCUCCGUCGAGGAUUGGUGUCAUCUCAGCGGACUCUCUCGCAUCGAAAGAGUGAGCGAAAGGCCAUCUGUGUCGCCGUCGAGCGGCAGCCUUCGUGCGAGGGAAAGGCAUUCAUCGUCGAGGAAGCCGACCGCUUCUCCGGCGUGCUUGUGGAGUUCAAAGUCCACGACUGCACGGGCUUCCCCAUGUUCAUGUCGUGCGGCUCAACGUUUGCCGUGCAUGCUCAUACGAACAAUCGACCUUGCGCCCAGAGCACCUUUGAGACGCUGCCACCAUGUCGAACGACGAUCGAGGAGUGCCGCGAGGCUGCAAAGUCUCCUCGUAAGAUGCUAUUCCAUCCGUUCCUCGAAUUCUCUAAUAGUCUGCAGAUUGGCUUCGAGGCGGCUGAAGACAUUUUGAUCGGCAGCCGCGAAAAGUCCUUCUCCAUCAUCCAGGAGCCUGCGAUGCUAGUGUUUGACAAGCCAGACAGUCUGCCCAUCUCAUUCGUUGGCGCGUACUCCGACAACGAAGACUUUGUACUGCAGAACGUCUACGUUGCAUUUGAUUCGCUCCCGUCGACAAUGAUGAAACCUGCUUUCUCAUCGGCCUCGCUGGAGGGCGCCACGAAAAGUGUUGCUGUUUUACAUACCGGGAACGGUGACCUGCCGGGGACUGAUCAUACACUACAAGAGUGGACGGCAGAGCGCCCUCGGACAAUGCAGACCGGGAAUUGA